Messenger RNA from Vicia faba (fava bean), 453 nucleotides. NCBI's taxonomy places the organism in Eukaryota, Viridiplantae, Streptophyta, Magnoliopsida, Fabales, Fabaceae. The record is from the annotation of a GenBank genome assembly.
AUGAUUGUCAUACCUAAUUGUAUUCACUAUUCAAGCUUUGGGCUGCUCCAGCAAUUUGAAAUAGAAAACACAAGUUCUAUGAAGGAAAUUAUUCUGAAUGUCACUAACCAAAAGGUACAAGAUUUGCUAAAGUGUUCUUUGCACUCGAAGACUACUUUGACCGAUUUGUUUUUACAGAAGAAACCAUCCUUUCAAGUUUACAGGUUUUUCACACCUGAUGUUGAAAUGAGUGGCAGUCUCGAAAUCAUUUUGAAACUAGUUAUAAGAAAAUCAGAUGGUAAGGUUUUGUGCGCUCAAGGGGAACACGAUUUUGUGAAUUUACUUUUAAGCUUUCUUACCUUUCCUUUGGGAGGAAUUGCACGUACUUUCCAAUUGUCUUUACUUUUAUCUGUAUUUCUCAACCUUUACCCAGUUUUACAUCCAAUCCAGACACUAAAACCAUUUGAAACUUAA